AUGAAGGCAAUCAACCAGAAGUUCCCCAAGGCCGAUGCCAAGGCGUGGGCGAGCCGCCAGUAUAUGACGGAAGCAACGGUCGCGUUGCGUACGGUCUCGGUGAUUGCCCGUGGCGUGCCGUGGGCGCUCAUCGACAACCUCGAACCAGAGGAACUGGCGAAGGAGUUGUCCGCAGUGAACAAUAUCAACGUUGUCAUAGCGAAGGCAUUCCGGAGGAAGCACGGGAGCGAGAGGGGUUCUCUCCUCCUGGAAGUUCCUACUGCAGACGAUGGAGUUCAUCUCACUAGCGACUCCCUCCUCUGGAUGGGCAACGCAUUCUAUUGUGAACCUUUCGAGCGUGACGAAAUCCCGCAACAGUGCUACAACUGCUGGGAGUACGGUCAUCUGCGUAGCUACUGCCCCAAGGAGAAAGAGGCACGCUGCCCUCGCUGCGCCGAGAAGAGACACCCGGGUAGGACAAUGAAGGAUGCCGAAGCCGAUUGCCCCUCCAACCAACAACCCAACCUCGUGAAGUGCUUACCUUGCAACCGCAAAGGACACUUUGCAUUCUCUCGCGAUUGCCCGCUUGUAAAAGCGGCGCUCGGUCGCUCCUCCACGGCGUUCAUGGAACGCCCACGCAUAUUCGCCCAGCGGGCAGAACCGGUAUCAAUGGGCAACACAUGA
Molecule: messenger RNA, 663 nt
Organism: Sordaria macrospora k-hell
Lineage: Eukaryota; Fungi; Ascomycota; Sordariomycetes; Sordariales; Sordariaceae
Biological process (GO): positive regulation of cytoplasmic translation
Cellular component (GO): cytoplasm
Molecular function (GO): single-stranded RNA binding; mRNA binding; translation regulator activity
Source: RefSeq, a predicted model, not a curated record